Molecule: messenger RNA, 1603 nt
Organism: Hippoglossus stenolepis (Pacific halibut)
Lineage: Eukaryota; Metazoa; Chordata; Actinopteri; Pleuronectiformes; Pleuronectidae
Product: Golgi-associated plant pathogenesis-related protein 1
Exons: 7
Coding region: 330-854 (174 amino acids)
Cellular component (GO): extracellular region
Source: RefSeq, a predicted model, not a curated record
CUGAAAUCUCGCCUAGGGCUCCAACAUUGCCAGGGCCGGCCCUGACUCUGCAUCAAUCAAGAGUGGUGCAGAGGAGUAAACAAUGUGGGCUAGCUAGCAAACAGCCACACUGUGCGCUGUGAGUCAUGAAAAAGGUUAAGUGGCUGCAGGGAAGUAACAGCAGGAAAGGGCUGGGGGUCAGUCUCCUCCUCCAUACAGACAAGAGGAAGGAGCGGUGAGAUCUGUGUUAUAAAUACUGGCUUUGAGACAGCAGACAGCAGUGUGUACACAGGACAUUCCCUCAGAUCUUAGGAAAACAACCUGACUCAGUCCUCACAACCACAGACAUAAUGGCAGAUGAAAGCUUUCAGAAGGAGUUCCUGGAGACUCACAAUGCCUACAGGGCGAAGCAUGGUGCGCCGCCACUGACGCUCAGCAGCGACAUGAAUGAUUCAUCUCAGAAAUGGGCCGAUCACUUGCUGCAGCUCGGUGUCUUCAAACACAGCGAUACAAAGAAUGGAGAGAACAUCUACAACAAGACUGGCUCCGCGGCCGUGACAGGGAAAGAAGCUGUGGAUGCGUGGUACAGUGAGAUCAAAGACUACAACUGGAGCAGUCCUGGGUUCGGCAUGAAAACUGGGCAUUUUACUCAGGUGGUUUGGAAAGACACCAUUAAACUGGGCGUGGGUGUAGCCUCUGUUGGUACCAAGGCCUAUGUGGUUGCCCAAUAUUCUCCACCUGGCAACAUGAACAUGCCGGGAUACUUCGAGAAAAACGUCCUUGAGAAAGGUAGUGGACAAGUGGGGAAAGGAACAGGCAGCAGCCCCAGUGGGGGUUCUGACAAGAGCCAAAGGAAACGUUGCACACUGCUAUAGAUGACCUAGACCGUCCCUGCUGCUGCCUCUUAAUAUUCCAUGUUGUCAAUGAAAAAUUAAAGCUUGUCUUAUGAAAUUGUUUUAAUUGAGAAUGCUUUUAGGUGUAAUUUCUACGCUAUUAGAGAGAAUUUCAGUCAGCAAUGACUUCUGAGUGAUUAAUACCUACAAAAUAAACACAAUAAAAACAGGCCAUCUCCAGAUUGAGCUAAAUUGACAGUGUGAAGUUCCAAAAUGUACCACGAGGUGGCAGCAUAAUAUAACUAAUCGUGUCCUCUCUUCAGGUUGGAAAAUUAAAAAAACUCACACAAAGAUCUAUUCUAGUGAAGCCAAGAGACACGAAACCAGCUGCACAGACCUUUCAGAAUCAGUUUUUGAUGUCAUAUUAGAAUAUGAAGAAUCUCAGUGUUUCAGAGUAACAUAAUGUUCACAUACAAGUAAUAGACUACACCCACUAUAGUCUUAUUUAUUCUGCUUCAGCUGAUGUAUUAUCAGUUUGAAUAGUGACAUAAAUGAAUGCACUCUGUGUCUGUCCACAUGCGGGGAGCGGGACGGCCUGAUCGGAGCAAAGGACGUGACCUGCUGGAUUUCAAUCAUCAGGUCAUCUUCCACUGAGUCCACCAUGUUUCCACUGAAGACCAGAAGUAACCUCCCAAACACAGGCUCCAGGUCCAAUUGUUUUCAUUUUACUCAAAAUUUGGUCUUUGUUUGUUUUUAUUUUGAACAUCGUCUAUUACUCAGGAUGUGUGAAA